Saccostrea cuccullata (small rock oyster) is the source of this 682-nucleotide messenger RNA. Its product is annotated as transcriptional adapter 2B-like. The transcript is spliced from 5 exons. The record is from RefSeq and is a predicted model, not a curated record. Gene Ontology annotation, cellular component: nucleus; SAGA-type complex. Gene Ontology annotation, molecular function: chromatin binding; zinc ion binding; transcription coactivator activity. The annotation marks the transcript as partial. Lineage: Eukaryota; Metazoa; Mollusca; Bivalvia; Ostreida; Ostreidae. Gene Ontology annotation, biological process: regulation of transcription by RNA polymerase II; chromatin remodeling.
AGCAUUUUGAAAUUCCAGCGGAAGUGAGUUGAAAUCCGCAUUUUUAAUCACCGCUUGGAACAAAGGGCUGUUGUAUAGUUAUAAACUGUCAUAAAAAUUUCAUAAACGACUCGCAACGGUGCAGAAAUUAUGUGGAUUUGCCCUGGGAUUUAAUCGUAAGGAAGUUGGUGUUGCAUUAUGGGAAAUUUGACGUCACAACGCUGUACGAGAAAGAUGGGGAGUAGGCAGUAAAGCGGGCCAAAAUUGUUUAUUUUUGUUGCUUUCCCCCGAAAUAUUUACUUAUGGAAUAUAUAUAAAUAUCAUAGACCACAUCGAGAUGGCUAAAUAUCGAUGUAGUUACUGCCAGAGUGAUAUUUCGGGGUACAGAGCGCAGUGUUCUGAAUGUGUCGACAUUGACCUUUGUUUACAGUGUUUUUCAUGUGGUGCUGAACUGGGUUCUCACAAACGUGAUCACAGCUACAAAAUCCUGGAUGACAGUCCUGUUGGUGCAUUUGACAUUGCAAGAGCAUGGAGUCUGGCAGAGGAAACCAUGCUCUUAGACGCAGUGGAGCAGUACGGAUUUGGAAACUGGGAUGAUGUGGCAAGUCAUGUAGAAUCUCGAUCAGCGGAAGAAUGUCAAGACCAUUAUGUUACUUUCUACGUCAAUGGAAGUAUUGGAAAAGGUAUAAUUGUUCAGAGUUUU